AUGUGUGCUCGCACGCACAAACCCAUGGGCAAGCCACCAAUCGGGCAACCGCCGGCCACAAUCACGGUAGGUACGGAGUAUGCAGUCAAGGUAAGACGAGAGGAAGAGGAGCGCCACUCAGCCCCCCGGAAUAAACCAAUAGGGUCAUCCGAACAAGACAGGACCAGGGUCGCUGUCAUUCGUUCAUUGCUUUGCUGCUAUCCCAAACUCUCUCACACUCUCUGUGUGUCUCUACGGAGUAUCUGUACCUUGGAACCUCUCUCCAGGGAAUCCAAAUAUCCCGGCUUGCAGAAAAGGAACAUAAUCGACUUUGUUGGGACUUGGAAAGCAACAACUAAAUUCUCCUUCGUUUUGCAUUUUGCGCGCCCCCCUCGUUCUCGGAGGAGAGAUGAACGAGGUUCUAUCACUAUCACACACACUUCUGCCGUCACCUCUUUUUUUAGGCUGAAGCCUGGGCAAACAGAGUUUACGGUACAGCUUCCUCCCGGGCUUGUCAUCACCUGGUGCCCACGAAGAGGAGUCCUUAGGAAAACUACCUAUAUGUCGUCUCUUAUUGGAUCUCCAUUACCUUAUUCAUCUCUGCGCAGUAGUUCGCACCCGCUAAACACAGGAACUAGACAUUCUCCAAACUCUAUUGUGCCUUCGUUGGCAAUCUGCAUUGCGACUGCAACUUCCGUGGCUCUUGUUGCAGAGGAUUACGAGGCCCCCUUUCGUCGUGGGUUUUUCCUGUUGGCUACCGGAUACAUGCAGUUCAGAGUAGAGGAAUCCACGGGGAGGGUCUGCUCCAUGGGACAACAUGGGACAACAUGGGUCAUUGCCAGGCCCCCAGAGAAGCCGCCGCCAGCCGAGCCGUGUCUCCCGUUUGGAGACUCAGAGAGGGCACCUCAUGGCUUUCACGGCUUGAGCUGGUCCGGCGUCUACCAAAGUACCAUCCUCGCACAAACUCCCAAUCACUUCUUCAUCUUCUUCUUCGCCUUCGCCUUCGCCUUCGCCUUCUUCUUCUACUUACCCCCUCCACCCCUCCCCAUAGACAAGAAACCCAAGAGCUAG
This is a messenger RNA of Colletotrichum lupini, 1050 nucleotides long. RefSeq lists its product as uncharacterized. The transcript has 8 exons. The record is from RefSeq and is a predicted model, not a curated record. The coding region runs from base 1 to 1050 and encodes 349 amino acids. Lineage: Eukaryota; Fungi; Ascomycota; Sordariomycetes; Glomerellales; Glomerellaceae.